Cuscuta europaea is the source of this 1961-nucleotide messenger RNA. The record is from the annotation of a GenBank genome assembly. Lineage: Eukaryota; Viridiplantae; Streptophyta; Magnoliopsida; Solanales; Convolvulaceae.
GGAGCCAAACUGCCACUGCUCCUGUAUCAUCCAUAUUCGUAUUUCCUAAUUCCUGCCAAACUACCACGACUCCUUCAAAGAAACAGAGAGCAAAAGAGCUUCAAGGUCUUUCAAGAAUCAGGAGUGAUAUCCUGGCGGGAGGGCGAGCCCCUACCAGCUAUCGAGACCGAACUAAGUCCAGCUAGCUGAACUUCAAUGGCUUAUCUGCUCAACACCUGUCCGCCGAUGGCAUUAUCUAAUAUCAAAUCUUACCCAGUCCUAACUCCGCACCUUUCAUCUCAAAUCUCUCGGUUUUCUUCAAGGAGGAGGCUUUUGGUAAGGGCAACUGAGACUGAGAGUGAAGUUAAACCUAGGGUGCCAGAUAAGGCACCUCUAGCUAGUGAUUCCGGCAUUAAUCAAAUUCUUGGUAUCAAGGGGGCUAAGCAAGAAAAGGACAAAUGGAAGAUUCGUGUUCAGCUAACAAAGCCUGUUACCUGGCCUCCCCUUGUCUGGGGAGUGGUCUGUGGGGCUGCUGCUUCAGGGAAUUUCCACUGGACUCCUGAUGAUGUAGCCAAAUCAAUUGUUUGUAUGCUCAUGUCUGGCCCUUUCCUUACGGGCUAUACACAGACACUUAAUGACUGGUAUGAUAGAGAAAUUGAUGCUAUUAAUGAGCCCUACCGUCCAAUUCCAUCUGGGGCAAUAUCUGAGAAUGAGGUUAUCACACAAAUAUGGGUGCUGCUUUUAGGAGGCCUUGGAUUGGCUGGUUUAUUGGACAUAUGGGCUGGACAUAACUUUCCGACUAUAUUUUAUCUUGCUCUUGGUGGAUCCGUGCUGUCUUAUAUAUACUCGGCUCCACCAUUUAAGCUCAAGCAAAACGGAUGGAUUGGAAACUUUGCUUUAGGGUCGAGCUACAUCAGUUUGCCCUGGUGGGCUGCUCAAGCUUUGUUUGGGACCCUUACACCUGACACAGUUGUUCUUACACUCUUGUAUAGCAUUGCGGGGCUGGGCAUUGCAAUCGUGAAUGACUUCAAGAGCAUUGAAGGAGAUAGGGCCAUGGGACUUCAGUCAAUUCCUGUAGCCUUUGGGUCUGAAGCUGCUAAAUGGAUUUGUGUUGGUGCCAUCGACAUAACACAAUUAUCUGUGGCAGGCUAUCUUCUUGGAAUUGAGAAGCCAUAUUAUGCAUUAGCCCUUCUUGGUCUAACAGUACCACAAAUAUUUUUCCAGUUCAAAUAUUUGCUAAAAGAUCCUAUUAAAUACGAUGUAAAGUAUCAGGCGAGUGCACAACCAUUUCUUGUACUCGGCCUCUUAGUAACCGCAUUAGCAAAAAGUCAUUGAUCUUCAUGUAGAGAUGAGCACCAUAGUCAACGUAAUGGUGUUGAGUGCAACAAAUUAGGGAUAGUUUUCUUCAUAGAUGUUCGUCGCUAUUGGUUAAGAUCUUAUUUCAUUCAUGCAGUUUACAUUUGUUGUGUAUAAAGUAGAAGCUGUAAAUGGAUGUAGCUUGUGAACUUAAGGGGGCAUAUAUUAUAGUUUGAAGAUGUGGGAUCUUGAAACAAAUGCACAAUAUUGAGAGGGCAAGUGUUAAUGAGCAUUAUUUCAAUUUAAAAAGAUGACACUCCAUCUUUUAGCGGUUUAGCCCCUCAAAUCCGAUCGAACAAUUAUUUGAGAGGGUGUAAAUGAGGAUUGAAGACAGAUUGACGGAGAGUUGGAGACAAAGUGGAGUCUUAAUUCAAGUUUUUGUAUGGAGUUGAACUCGAGACAUCUCCUUUGAGACAGACACCCUUUUCCCAUUAUUUCGAUUCAAGUGAGAAGUGGUGGUUCAAGUAGUCCAAUCUGGAGACUUUAAAUUCCCUUGUUGGAGGUCAUGAAUUUAAGCCAUCAAAGAGAUAAAAAUGUGACUAAAAUGUAAUAAAAUUGGAAAUCGCUACUGGGUUUGUGUGCCACUCACAAUUUUUCUAAUGUCGUUGUCACUGUCAUUGUUGUCG